CAGCACAGUACACCUCAAAAGCGUCUUUCGGCCUGCUGCUGCCGCUGCUGCUGUUAUACACAAACGCAAGCGCACUGACGCCCCAAUCGACCCGACCCCUUACUCAUCUCGGCGUCAAAGACAUCAAUCUUUCCAUCACAAUGAAGUGUUCCCUGAUUUCAUACGUGAUUCUUCUUUCAACUAUAACCUGCCUCGUAAGUUCACAAGAAUCACUUCGUGGAUUAUGGGAUUGGGUGACAGGUAUUUUUAAGAAAAAUCAAAACCAACCGAACGCCACUUUAUUUGUCAACUUCAUGCUGUCAUGUGUUCCUGGAAAAGUUUUCAUGUACGAUCACAAUGUGUGUUUUUGCAACGUUUUCGGUACAAAAAUUACUUGCAAGAGAAAAAUGUUUUCAACGUUAGUUCCUCAGUUACAUCGAAAUCAAUUACAAAAUAUCACAGUCGAUUGCAGUCCAGGCAAAUAUUUUAAGAAGUCAUGUAAGGAAUGCGUGUGCCACUCCAGUGGAAAAUUCGCGUCUUGCGUGUAUGAAGCAUGUUCAAAAACUCAAAAGAUAGUAGAAACGCGAGAUAAGUGUAUUCCCGGCUCGGUAUUCAAUGAUCGUUGUAAUGGAUGCAUAUGUGGCCCCAAUGGUACAGCCGCUUGUACUACAUUGGGCUGUGGUUUGCAGGAAUGGAAAGAUAAUGAUUCAACAAAAUGUGUGCCAGGCUCUACCCUGAUGGUAGGAUGCAAUGACUGCUUUUGCGCCAAGGAUGGAUUAAAACUCAACUGCGAGAAAAUGGGCUGUGAGCCUAUGUCGUUUUAUCAUGAAAGCAUUCUAAAUAUAACAAUGAAGUGUAUCUCGAACCAGAGAUUUGACUAUAACUGUCAUCAGUGUAUUUGUGAUAGUCAAGGAAAUUUUGCGAUGUGCAGUGGAAAACCGUGUCCGCAUAAAUACAACUUUAUGGGAGUGAACGAUAUUGUAGAAGACUGCAACCCUGGAAUGAUUUUCGCGAAUAAUUGCAAUGUAUGCAUCUGUGGUCAAGAUAGAAAAGGGGUAUGUACAACAUUUAGCUGUAAAACGCUUUAUGGCUUUAUGUACGUUGACGAUUUGAAUUUUGUUGAACCCGAAUAAUCAUAAGAGCUAUAUUACAUUAUUUAUGUUUUCCUACCUUUACACUAUACUGUAUCAACUGGCUUAGUAAUAUCUAAC
Phymastichus coffea is the source of this 1190-nucleotide messenger RNA. Its product is annotated as prolow-density lipoprotein receptor-related protein 1-like. Gene Ontology annotation, molecular function: peptidase inhibitor activity. The record is from RefSeq and is a predicted model, not a curated record. Lineage: Eukaryota; Metazoa; Arthropoda; Insecta; Hymenoptera; Eulophidae. Bases 141 to 1112 code for a protein of 323 amino acids. The transcript has 8 exons.